Caenorhabditis briggsae is the source of this 1134-nucleotide messenger RNA. Bases 1 to 1134 code for a protein of 377 amino acids. The transcript has 7 exons. The record is from RefSeq and is a predicted model, not a curated record. NCBI's taxonomy places the organism in Eukaryota, Metazoa, Nematoda, Chromadorea, Rhabditida, Rhabditidae.
AUGAGCAACAGUGACGCAGUUUCUGGAACUCUCUUUCAACAUCUUUUCCGUAUUUUCUCCUUGUUUUCUGAUCAGAAUGACAAAGGUACAUUCAAACCAGCUCAAGCAGAAUUUCUAAUCGAUGAACUCCUCCGAGAACUUCGUCGUCAAACAACUCCAAAAGUUCAUGAUCUACCAGAUAAUGUCACUUUCAACGAGUUUUUGAACCUCCUUCAAGUGAUUUUUCCGGAUCGAGAGGAUCUUCAAAUUGCUACUGAUCGAGUAUUCGAGCGUUAUGUCAAUCACGUUAUUGGAAAAGGAUUCGUUCUGUUCCGGAAAUUAACUCAAAAGCGACGUGGGUGUCUGCCGAUCAAAAAACGUUCGAACGAAUCUUGGCAAUUCGGAUGGCUCCAAGUUUUGCCUGGUAUUGCAAAAAUCCGAAAGCAAAAUUCGGAUGUUGAUGAUAUUGUUCAAUUUGACGAGGAUACUGUAAUUGAGACGCCAAUAAUUGAUGGAGAUGCUUCAAUUUGGUCCGUUAUUUGUAGUUCAUCAACUGCAUUCCAGUUCUCACAUCUUGACCCUAUCAUGGCACAGUUAUUCGUAAAAGAUAUGAGAACCGCUCGUGAUUACCCAACACGAGAGGGAUUGGCAAGAUUCGAUUAUAGAAGAUCCUUAAAAAACCGUCCAAACAAAGAAGGAAAAAUAAGAAAAGAGCUGGAAAAGGAGAGAAGUCGUCUGGAAAGUGAAUUAGAAGAAGAGAAGAAAAACAGAAAAGAUGAGGAAAUUGUAAGAGGAUUGACUACUCGACUCUUGAAACAAGAGAUGGAGAAAUCUGAGCAAAUGCAACAAGUGAUUUAUGAACUUCGUUCGAAACUUAUCAAUGGAGAAGAAGGAGAAAGUUUGGGAGAAGAUGAUGACGUGGAAAUGAUAGAAGAUGAAGUGUCGGAAGAUGUCGGUGAGAACGAAGAGAUUUCGAUUACUUUACCAUCAAGAGAAGAAAAAAUUCAACAAUACGCUUAUCAUUUGUAUGCAACACAGGCAGAAGAACAUGUCACUUCAGAUGAUGAAGAAAUUUGGAAACAAAAUUAUAAUUUGAUUGUUUCAACUCAAUCUAGUUUCAGGAUUUUGGAACUACGGAACCAUGUACGUGACUAA